Messenger RNA from Torulaspora delbrueckii, 636 nucleotides. RefSeq names its product translation initiation factor eIF4E (gene CDC33). The record is from RefSeq and is a predicted model, not a curated record. Gene Ontology annotation, biological process: translational initiation. The transcript has a single exon. NCBI's taxonomy places the organism in Eukaryota, Fungi, Ascomycota, Saccharomycetes, Saccharomycetales, Saccharomycetaceae. Gene Ontology annotation, cellular component: eukaryotic translation initiation factor 4F complex; cytoplasm. Bases 1 to 636 code for a protein of 211 amino acids. Gene Ontology annotation, molecular function: translation initiation factor activity; RNA 7-methylguanosine cap binding.
AUGUCUGUCGAAGAAGUUAGUCAAAAAUUUGAAGAAACCGUUUCUGUUAGCGAUAAUAAUGAACCCAAGAGUGUGCUUUCGGAUAGCCAAUUUGAUGUUAAGCACCCAUUGAACACCAAAUGGACUCUUUGGUACACAAAGCCUGCCGUAGAGCAAUCAGAAUCGUGGUCUGAUCUAUUACGUCCAGUGACUUCUUUCGAAACUGUGGAAGAGUUUUGGGCUAUUGUGCAAAAUAUUCCAGAGCCUCAUGAACUUCCUCUCAAAUCCGAUUACCAUGCUUUCCGUAACGAUAUUAGACCAGAAUGGGAAGAUGAGGCCAAUGCCAAAGGUGGGAAAUGGUCAUACCAGGUUAAAGCCAAACGUGCCGAUAUCGAUGAAUUGUGGUUGAGAACUUUACUGGCAGUGAUCGGUGAAACUAUCGAUGAGGAUGAUUCCCAAAUUAACGGUGUGGUAUUAAACGUUAGAAAGGGUGGUUACAAAUUUGCAUUGUGGACAAAAUCAGAAGAUAAAGAUCCUCUGUGCAAUAUCGGUGCCAGAUUCAAACAGGUAUUGAAAUUGGGUGACGAUGAUCAUAUCGAAUUCUUCCCACAUUCAGCUGCAAACGCAAAGCAUCACCAACCAUCCAUCACUUUGUAA